CCACUAUCCAGGAUUGGAAUUGCAACGCCGAAUAAAAUGACUCCUCCAUCUGCGGCCCAGUGUAUCAGGACCACAGCAAAGCGCGUUCGAGCCUCACAACUGAUCACAACUAAGUGCAUCCCCGGUAUCAUCCAUACAAGAUACUUCUCCCGUCUACCUUGCUCAACCCCAGCCCCAGAACUCAACACACACCUCAAGAACGACGGCUGCAUAGUCCUCACCCAAAUGUUCCCACCCUCCCAAAUCUCCCUUCUAAACACCGACUUCCACCAAGCCCUCGCCACAACCACCCCAGGAAGACCCGCAAACCCCAAUAAAGCACCCCUCCCAAAUUCCCUCGACGCUCAAACAUUCGGUAAAAACACAAAACGUAUAGGGAACCUCAUCAAUCUGAGCCCCGCCUUCCGAGAUCACGUCAUUACAAAUCCCACUCUGCACGACCUCUGCAGCGAGAUCUUCAAGGAAACAGGGGAUUACUGGCUCAGCACCGCUCAGAUGAUUGAACUCGGACCGGGGAGUAAAGCACAGCCACUUCACGCUGAUGGCGCGGGGUGGUGGCCGUUUUGGACAAUGGCGGAUACAGAAAAAGAAGGAGUGUUGUGGCGUCCAGAAUACGCGGUCAAUUUUCUGAUUGCGAUGACGGAUACUACGGUUGAUAACGGCGCUACUGGUGUUGUUCGAGGAAGUCAUAAGAUCAGAUAUACUCCGGAUGUACUUAAUAACCCUGACUUCGAUGCUUGGAAGUUUCCAGACGACCGGGUAGAACAAGUAGAGUUGGCAGCUGGGGAUUGUUUGUUAUUGGGCAGCAGGAUUGUGCAUAGGGGGGAAGAAAAUAAGACGGUGGGGGAGAAGAGGGGGUUGUUGAGUUGUACGGUUGUUAGUGCGAGUCUUACGCCUGAUGAGGCGUUUCCAUUGGUUAUGGAGGCUGAGGCGAGGGAGGCAGUGAAAGGGUUGGAUGAGAGGGCGAAGAAGUUUGUGGGAUUGAGGGAUAUGAACAUGGCAAUUGGAGAGGGGGUUUGGCAGGAUUUCCGGAUUGGCGGGUUGAAGACAUGCUUGGUAAUAUGAG
Molecule: messenger RNA, 1066 nt
Organism: Periconia digitata
Lineage: Eukaryota; Fungi; Ascomycota; Dothideomycetes; Pleosporales; Periconiaceae
Source: the annotation of a GenBank genome assembly